AUGGAAAAAGAAGCAAACCAGAAAAUGGAAUAUAAGUUGAAGUUAAUGGCGCUUAUAGUUUUGCUGACGACGGCUUCCUGCGCCGCCCUGAGCAGAGAGGAAUUUACAGAAGCAGUGGCGUAUUUAAGGAGGUACAGCUAUCUGCACAUCCCGCUGGACUUUAAAGGCCAAAACCAUCCAUCAGAGGAGAUAAUGGAAGCUGUAAGAAUCUUUCAGAAAGCGACAAACCUGCAAAUAUCAGGGACACUAGAUUCAGCCACUCUGAUGAUGAUGAACAAACCCCGAUGUGGACUGGAAGACUCUUUCAAUAACAGAUCCCUUAGAUAUCGAGUCAUGGGUUACUGGCGCAAGAAGAUGCUGACGUACCGCAUUUAUAAUUACACCCCCGACCUGGGUCAGAGCAAGACCCGUUUGGCCAUCCAGAGGGCAUUCAAGUACUGGAGCGACGUGUCACCUCUGAGGUUCAAGGAGCUGCAGGGAGGAAGAGCAGACAUCAAAAUCUCCUUCCACAGGAAAGACAAGUCGUGUCCUGUGCCCUUUGAUGGACGAGGUCAUGUUUUAGCCCACGCUGACGCUCCUGACUCAGGCAUUAUUCAUUUCGACGAGGAUGAAGUGUGGACAGAAGGGAAGAGCUCCGGCUCCAACCUGAGGAUUGUUGCAGCCCACGAGAUCGGCCACGCUGUCGGCCUGGGACACUCGCAGCACUACAGCGCAGUGAUGGCACCUGUUUACAACGGCUACCGAUCAGACUUCAAACUACAUCCGGACGACAUACAAGGGAUCCAGGCUUUAUACGGAAAGCCAGAGAAGAGUCCUCCACCCAGAGGUAGUUCAGUGCCGGGACUUCUUCCGGAUCCCUGCAGGGUCUCUAUGGAUGCAGUAAUGUUGGGUCCUUUGCGCAAGACAUAUGUGUUCAGUGGUCAGUACGUGUGGACGCUGUCCAGCUCUGGAUACAACACUCCCGUCCUGAUCUCUGCACUGUGGAAGGAGUUGCCAGGGAGCCUCGCUGCAGCUGUUCACUCUCAGAGGACCGCCAAGUCUUAUUUCGUGAAAGAGGACAAAGUAUGGAGAUACUCCGGCUUCAGACUUGACCACGGCUUCCCCAGACGCUUGUCCAAUAUCCCUGCUAAUAUUGACUCAGCCUUGUACCUCAAUAAGAACAAAAAACUUGUCUUUGUCAAAGGCUCUGGAUACUGGCAGUGGGAUGAAGUCGGCCCGACAGACUUCAGUUCAUACCCCAAACCUAUUGGAAAACUUUUCCCCGGGGCCCCCAGCAGUACUGAUGCUGCAAUCACGUGGACAAAUGGAUAUAUAUAUUUGUUUAAAGGCUCCCAGUACUGGCGUGUAAACCAGCAGCAGCGAGCGGUGGAGAAGGGCUACCCUCAGAGCACCGCCGAGCGCUGGAUGCACUGUGACGACUGAACCACCAGAGGCCACCAGGGGUUCACAAUGAAACUCUAACCUGCACAAUGAUUC
This is a messenger RNA of Centropristis striata (black sea bass), 1476 nucleotides long. RefSeq names its product matrix metalloproteinase-19-like. The transcript is spliced from 9 exons. The record is from RefSeq and is a predicted model, not a curated record. Gene Ontology annotation, biological process: proteolysis; collagen catabolic process; extracellular matrix organization. Gene Ontology annotation, cellular component: extracellular matrix. Bases 1 to 1422 code for a protein of 473 amino acids. Gene Ontology annotation, molecular function: metalloendopeptidase activity; zinc ion binding. Lineage: Eukaryota; Metazoa; Chordata; Actinopteri; Perciformes; Serranidae.